AUGUCCGACGACGACGAGUAUUACGAAUGGGACGAAGAUUAUAUUGAGGACGCGCCGGACUUUGUCGACGAACUCGCCCAAACCUCAUAUUACGAAGCGGCGCUGUACGAAGACCCUUCCUUCGAUGUGGAGGAUUACUUCAGUGAUUGGGAAUACUAUUCAGAUGAUUACCACGAUGACGACCCAACCGUGAAACAAUUCGCCAUGAAAACGACAGCGCCACCCGCGCAGAAAAAGGCUGGCCGAGCGCAGGCGCAGGCAAAGGCUACCGCCAACCGCGUCGCCCGACCGAAAUCCUCCGUGGUCCCGGAUAUAUCUUCCUUCCAGGGCGUGAUUUGGAAAACGCCGAGUCUGGAUCCUUACCAGGAUGUCGCGGUCUUCUACGAGCCGAUUGGGAACAAGGUGGCCCUUUUGAAAGACUGGAGGGAGGUUUUCAAGUCUGCGCAGCCGGCGCUUGAUAAGUCGCGGCUGCGGAAGAGGAAAGCCAGGGAUCAGGAGGAGGAUACGGAAGACGUGGAGGCCGACAGUGAAAUGUCUUUCGCCGAUGAUGAAUUCCCCUGCGAUGACGAUCAACCUCGCGAUGAAGAUCAACUCGACAGCUCCAUGUCUGAUAUCGUUUCUAUGGACAAUGUGAGCGAGACUGGAGAUGCCGGGGAGGCCUCGAAUACGACCCCGGAAUUUACGCAAUCACCAAAAGAAGUGCCAGCACCGGCGCCAACAUCGACACCUGCUAAACGGGGUCGCAAGCGCAAGGCGGAGGUUCCGGUUGACGAGCCAAAUAAGGAUAAUCCAGGCACUGAAUCGCCGCGGACUACUCGGUCGAAACGAGUUGCGUCCAAGAAGGGUGAUGGCGAGGGGAGUUUAUCCGGUGCUUCGACUGCUCCCACGCGCAGGUCCACACGGCAGAAGAAGUAA
This is a messenger RNA of Penicillium manginii, 915 nucleotides long. RefSeq lists its product as uncharacterized. Bases 1 to 915 code for a protein of 304 amino acids. The transcript has 2 exons. Lineage: Eukaryota; Fungi; Ascomycota; Eurotiomycetes; Eurotiales; Aspergillaceae. The record is from RefSeq and is a predicted model, not a curated record.